AUGUCUCGCGUGCUUUUUGUCUUUCACGCAGAUCGUGGGCAUUUUAACUUCUGCAUUCCGCUGGCACGGGCAUUGUCCAAGUGCGGGCAGACGUGCGAGUUGUGGACAAAUUCCAACUGUGCAGAGUGGGUAAAGCCCGGUGUAUUUCACGAAGUUCGGUUGGAUCUGGGGCGUUGCAACCUGCCUGCCAUCACAGCUGCGUACAAGUCUUGUGUCAGCUCCGGCGAUACGGAUGCAGACGGGCAGAAAGCCCUGUUCCUCGAUGAUGGCGCUGCAUUCAAGCACAUAAUGGCAUGCCACGGGCCGAUGGUACCCUCGAGCGAAGGGGAAGGUUUCGGUGAAAUGAAUCCGGUGUCGGCCCUUGGCGUGACGGCUUUCGAAGAUCGACUGGCGCAGGCGGAUGUACAGUGUGUGGUCUUCGAAGCAGUUUGGGGCAAGUGGUCACAUGAUUUGGCAAUUGCUCAUGGGAAGAAAGCGUUCGGUUUGAUGCCGUCCUACCGGGAACCGUUCAGAGCAGCCUACUGUCACGAUGCUGUUUGGGACUUUGACAACCAGUGCAUCGUGAGGAACCGAGCAGAAGACAUUGACAGCUUUCAGCAAUUUCCGCCGGAGGCAGUCUCCUACAUUAUCGCAAACUGCUUGGUGGGGAAAGCUGUAGAUUCAGGAGGUCGUCGACGCUUUGGAGCUUUUCUCCCAAGCCGCGAGGAUGCUGAUGUUUGCGAUGUUGAGCUGCAGAACUGGCUUGAUGGUGCAGCGGAAUCGGACGUUCGGACCGUCACAGUUGUAGCGUUGGGAAGCCAGACCACUCUCGCAGGCGUGUGUGAGAAUGCUGAGGAGAGGCUGCUGCAGGGCUGUUUGUUGGCCUCACCCCGUGUGCUGGCCGUGUUGAAGGAGACUGCGAGACAGUUGAGUCCGACGCUGCUGAAGGCGGUAUCUUGUGGAAGACUUCGCUGUUCAACGUACCUGCCGCAGUGGGCGGUCUUGAGCCAUCCUUUGGUGCGGUGUUUCGUGUCGCAUGGUGGUGCGAAUUCCACGCACGAAGCACUGGCGUGCGGUGUUCCUGUGGUUCCACUUCCGUUCUUCGAUGAUCAGUUCUACAUUGCAAGCCGCCUGGAGGAGCUGUAUGGCUACACUUGCAAGUUGCGGAAGGCAACGCUUCGAAGCGAUGCAGCCAUCGAGCAGGUGGCGGCUUCAGUGCGAGAGGGUCUGGCGGUGCCCGAUGCGACGUUGCAGCACUGGCGUGAUGAGGUAUUGAAAGAGGAGGGUGCAGCAACUGCUGCACAGCAAGAAACGGUGCUUUUGUACAGAUGGAAAGAGCUGUGUACAGAGCCCCGAGAGCAUCUCGAGCACUUCCUUGGAGCGAUUGUUCCACGCCUCCUCGAAGUACUCACAGAUCUGGCUUGCGGUAAAGGGCGCAAGGCUGUUCGCCGGUGUGGUCUUUGGAAACUGGCACUGGAGGCUUUGUUCUACUUGGUGGAAGACAGCCUGGCAGGUGUUGCGCGUUGUGAGCUAGAACCUGAUGCAGCCAAAAGAUAUUGGGAUGCGUUGAUUACUUGCUUCUCAAAGGUCCUUGGUGAGGCGCUCCCAGCGCGGCCUGAAGACAAUGCCGGUGCUCUGCUAUCGCAGGUGCUGGGGAAUCUUCUCAUGCAACGGAUUCUGCCAUGCUCAAAGACACCAGCAAGUGUGGCAGAAGAUGCCGUUCAUCUGCUUCAGGUUCUCGUCAGUCAGCAGGGCAUGGGUUCGUCGAGCCUCAG
Messenger RNA from Symbiodinium necroappetens, 1754 nucleotides. Lineage: Eukaryota; Dinophyceae; Suessiales; Symbiodiniaceae. The record is from the annotation of a GenBank genome assembly.